AUGACAGAGAAAAGCCGGUCCUUAAGACGCAACGACGUCGUUCAAAAUAUACUCAACAAACUUGAUGCUACGGUAAUUUGCACUCAGUGUCGUGAUGUUUUCAAGGAUCCUAAGCUGUCGGUGUGUUUGCACAGCUUUUGUGGUAACUGUUUGGAGCAGUUAUGGAAUCAUCAGUCGUCAAAGCUCAUUUUUAAGUGCCCGGUAUGCCAAACAGAAGCGACGGUACCGGAGGAAGAUCUUAAACCAUCGACGAAAAUGCCGGACUCGCCGUCAAAUUUUCACCUGAGUAGAAUCCUAGAUCUUUACAAGGCAAAGACCUUGAAGGAAGCAGAUGGGGUCUGCGACAACUGCAAAGACACAACAAAAUUGGAAGCGUUUUGUUUCGACUGCGAUGAGUACCUUUGCCCGCCGUGCACUAGUGCGCACGCUCAAAUGAACGUGAAGAAGAAGCACCGCGAAGUCAAACUUAAUGAAUUUGAAAGCAGCCACUACGAAGCGUUAUACAGGCGUCCCAUCUACUGCCAACAUGAAAGAAAAGACUUGGAAAGCAUAGAGUUCUAUUGCCCGGAAUGUGAUGUCUACAUGUGCGGCCUCUGUAACAUUAUUGACGAGGAAUAUCACGCAACACAAGACAUUCAAGAUGUGGCAGACAGAAGUAAAGUCGCGAUGGAGGAAAAAGCGACUAUUGUACGCGGAAAAGCUCGGGAGAUUCAGACGGGAAUUGAAAACACCGAAAAUCGCAUCGCGGAAAUCGAUAGGUGCAUCGAUUUGCUGAAAAACGAAGUGGAUGGGAAAGUCGCUUAUCUCGUAGGAAUCCUCACGAAGCAUGGCGAUGAGAUGUCAAAGAUGUUAGAAGAAAUCCGCAACGAAAAGAAAGGAAAAAUUCUGACACAGAAGAGUAGGCUAGAGUCUCUUUCAGCCCAGACGAAUAGUUCACUUGAAUUUGUGGAUUCUCUAAUCGGCAGGGAAUUUGCUCCCGAAAUUAUGGUUCUAAGAGAUCGUGUGAUCUCUCGCCUGGAAAGUUUGGGUGAUAUGAUCAUUGACACGCGACCAGUAGAGAAUUCAGCCGUAGAGUACAUCCCGAAUCCUUCGCUGGUGAACACCCUUGAGACGAUGUCGCUUGGUCAGAUCGUUGUCAGCAGUACUGACCCGUUGUCUUGCUUCGCAGACGGCGAAGGACUCAGAAAAGCCUUCGUGGGAGAAGAUACGUCUUUCGCGGUGACAACUCGCGAUAUGAAUGGUGACGUGUGUUAUAGCAGUGCAGAUCACGUCACGGUAGAAGCAAAGUCUAACAACAACUGCGGAGAAGUAAUCACGGUUGACGUUAAAAGCUCCGAAGAUGGACACUACGACGUGACGUACGUUGCCAAAGCGGUUGGUACUUACGGCUUAGAAGUAAAAGUUGGUGGCCAGCACAUCCAGGAAAGUCCUUUUGAACUGGUCAUCAAACCACCUGUCAUGCUUCCUUUCAAAUCUUUCGAGUCCAUGACAGGAGCAAACGGUCUCUUCACCCAACCCAAUGGCAUUGCCAUCAGCAGUAUAGGAGACAUUGCGGUCUCAGACACUCAAAAACACUGCGUCCAUUUGUUGAAUUCAAGCGGGAUGAGCAAAAUGGACUUCGGAGGCGAAGAGCUGAACUAUCCCGUUGGCGUUGCCUUUGACAUCACUGAGAAAAACGUCAUAGUCGCCGAUAGAGACAACCAUCGCAUUUUGGUUUAUAACGCGAAGACAGGUAAGCUGGUUCGAAAGAUCGGCCGUCGGGGCAGCGGCGAAGGUCAGUUCGACGGACCCUCCGGAAUCUGCGUAGAUGGCGAAGGUCGCAUCAUUGUCGCCGACUGGAACAACCAUAGAAUCCAAGUCUUCUCGCCCGAGGGAAUUUUCUUGUUUAAGUUUGGAGACACGAUUAAAAGCAAGCUGAAAAAGCCUAGGGCCGUUACUUUCUGCAACGUAAGGAAGCGCUUUGUGGUCUCUGACACUGGAAAUAAUGUCUUAAAAGUUUUCGGCCCCAAGGGAAACUUUCUGCAAACCAUUGGAGCACCGGGCGCCAAGAAAGGAGAAAUGUAUAGUCCACGAGGAGUUAUUGUGGACAAGUUGGACAGAAUCGUAGUUUGCGAUUUUGACAAUCAUCGCGUGCAGUUCUUUAGAUUCGAUGGAACUUGCCUGAAUUCGUUCGGUGCUAAAGGAAAGUCGCUGGGACAGUUUAAUCACCCAAUGGGUGUCGCUUUAUUAAAGGAUAAUCAAAUUGUUAUCAGUGACUGGGGAAACGAUCGUAUUCAAGUAUUCUCCAUGGGCAACCAAACAAGGGUAUCACUAUUCACUGAACACAAGAAUUCUACAUUGUAGAAUGAAUUUACUCCAGACAAUUUAAGUUUUGUUCACUUUAUAACUGAACAGUCACUCAUCUUUUACUUGUCCUUGCAGAAACUCGAAUAUCUUCGUCAGUUCAACUGACUUGAUUUGUAAAAUAGUUCAUUAGAAGGUUGCCAUUUAGCUGUUAAAAAAACUUUCAGAAUACAGAGAAACAAAUCAUUUGUUUCUUCGCUUAGUCACAGCAGUGCCUGAUGCACAAGUGCACAGCGAACCGUACAAAUGUGGUAUAGUUUAAUAGAUUAACUGUUUUUAAUUGUCUUCAAUUUUACGUCCCAAAAUUCAUGUUUUUAUAAAGAUUUUUGUCUAAUCGGUUUUUCUUACUUUGAUUUUAAGAGUUGAAUUGAAUAGGGAAUAUUUACCAAAUACGGUGCGAAACUGAUACAUACUUUCAAAGUGAAUUCCGGCAAUGAAGUAUUUAUAGUUUAAAAAGAAAGAUAGGUUUUUUAUAGAUUUACACAAAAUUAGAUUCAUUUGGUAGUUUGAUCGUUUUAUGGGAUGAAACUUUGGAGAAGCACUCCUGUUUGUGAAGUAUUCUAUGUGUUUUGUGAAAAAAUUUCAAUAGCAAACUGAAUUGUAGUAAUCAAUGCAGUAAAAUGAAGUCUAUAUUAAUUUUGUAAGCUGAAUAAUUAAAUCCAAUAUCUCAAUCUACUAAGCAGUGUUCUCAGUGGCGUGACGUGAGGUUUUGAAGGUGAACGCAGGGAAAGAAAGCCCUGGGGGGUACUCUCUUAUACAAGUCAUAUAGGUAUUUGCCGUCCCAAAGGGUAGUGUUUUGGGGCCUUUUUGGUCUGAAAACGGGUAUACACUUUGCCCAUUUUGGUCUGGAAUCGGGUAUGGUUUUCGAGGGAACUACCGGAGUGUAUGAACGUAUUUAUCGUUUCGAAGAAAGAAAUAGAAAUAUGCGAAUUCGAAAUACGUUAAUUUGGAGAAAUGUUUUAUUUGCGCUCUAAUCUAAGGUGAAUUAUGACAUAAUUUCUGCCUCAAGGCAAGGUCGAGAAACAGGUGUGGAAAAUAAAAAUUUUUGGUCUGAAAUAGGGGUCAGGAUUUGGGGAACUGGUCGGCACACCCCCACCAAGAAUUCCCAGGAGUACCCCCACCACUCCAGGAAGAAAGGAU
This is a messenger RNA of Porites evermanni, 3483 nucleotides long. Lineage: Eukaryota; Metazoa; Cnidaria; Anthozoa; Scleractinia; Poritidae. The record is from the annotation of a GenBank genome assembly.